Molecule: messenger RNA, 1174 nt
Organism: Acanthisitta chloris (rifleman)
Lineage: Eukaryota; Metazoa; Chordata; Aves; Passeriformes; Acanthisittidae
Gene: EDC3
Product: enhancer of mRNA decapping 3
Exons: 4
Biological process (GO): P-body assembly; deadenylation-independent decapping of nuclear-transcribed mRNA
Cellular component (GO): P-body
Molecular function (GO): mRNA binding
Source: RefSeq, a predicted model, not a curated record
GGUCAUCCAGCAGCCGUCACCCCAACCAAGUGACCCCCAAGAAGAGUGGCCUGAAGAAUGGCCAGAUGAAGAACAAAGACGAUGAGUGCUUUGGGGACGACAUCGAUGAGAUCCCUGACACAGACUUUGACUUCGAGGGCAACUUGGCUCUCUUCGACAAGGCAGCUGUGUUUGAAGAGAUUGAAACCUACGAGAGGAGGAGUGGCACUCGUUCCAGGGGGACACCCAACGAGAAACCAGCUCGGUACCGGCACGACGAGAACAUCCUGGAGUCAGAGCCCAUCGUCUACAGAAGGAUUGUGGUACCCCAGAAUGCCAACAAGGAAUUCUGCACGGACUCUGGGCUCGUGGUUCCAAGUGUGUCCUAUGAGCUCCACAAGAAGCUGCUGUCAGUGGCAGAGAAGCACGGGCUGACCAUGGAACGCAGGCUGGAGAUGACAGGAGUGUGUGCCAGUCAGAUGGCCCUGAGCCUCCUUGGGGGGCCCAACAGGCUGAACCCCAAGAACGUGCACCAGAGGCCCACGGUGGCACUAUUGUGUGGGCCCCACGUGAAGGGGGCACAGGGCAUCAGCUGCGGGCGGCACCUCUCCAACCACGACGUCCACGUCAUCCUCUUCCUCCCCAACUUUGUCAAGAUGCUGGAAUCCAUCACCAACGAGCUGAACCUUUUCAGCAAGACACAAGGCCAGCAGGUGUCCAGUGUCAAAGACCUCCCAGACACCCCCGUCGACCUAGUGAUCAACUGCCUGGAUUGUCAUGAAAAUGCCUUUUUGAGAGAUCAGCCUUGGUACAAAGCAGUUGUGGACUGGGCCAACCAGAACAGGGCCCCUGUCCUCAGCAUAGAUCCCCCCAUCAGCGAGAUGGAGUUGGGCAUCGAUGCCAAGUGGUCGCUGGCACUGGGACUGCCACUGCCCCUGGGCGAGCGUGCGGGCCGCGUCUACCUCUGUGACAUUGGCAUCCCCCAGAAGGUCUUUCAGGAGGUGGGAAUAAAUUACCACUCCCCCUUUGGCUCCAAAUUUGUCAUCCCACUGCACUCCACUUAGAGCUUGUCCCAACACUGAAGGGAGAGAAUAGGAGCUCUGUCCAAUAAGCUGUGCAGUGGAUUGUGGCUGGUGGACUCGUGACGCCUUAAGGAUGUGAAGUUCUGGAGACUUUGCCUUCCAGGAGAAACAUU